AGAAAAGGGAGCGGAGCUGCUGCGGUUUCAGUGCUGCGCUGAAGCCCCGGAUCACGGGCAGCUUUUCCACCGCUCACCUGUGCUAGAAAACCGAAAUGAGAUCUCAGGUGUGUUUCUGCUAAGCGCUAGGGACGUCUGAAGGUAGUGGGGGAUAGAUUCGUGGCGGAAAUAAUUGGAUUUAAAAAAAAAAGGAAGCCAUAUUUCUGCGUCCGCGCUACCGAUCCGGUUUCUCCUCCAUGCUGAAGUCGGCGAGCUGUGGUAUGGCGGCUUGCGCCCCCGGGAGUCGCUUUAACGGCGGAUACACCAGCAGCAGCAGCAGCACCAGCAGCAGCACCGCCGCGCCCGCGCCGCCUCCGGCUCCUGCGCACAAGGCCAAGCAGAAAGGCUUCUGCCUGGUCAGGAUGAUGAAUCUGAACGGGAAAAAGGAGAACGCAGAUCCGCGGAAACAGCAGCACCAGCACGGCACCGUGCCCUUCAUCAUUCACUGCCACAUCGGUAAAGAAAUCAAGCACAUUUGCGGCAACUGCAGCCGCGCCACCGACGCGCAAGACGCGGAGGAGGUGGAGCGGCUGGCUGCCAUGCGUACAGAGUCACUCGUGUCCGGGACGCACACGCCACCGAUUCGCCACAGGAGCAAGUUCGCCACGCUCGGCCGACUUUUCAAGCCCUGGAAGUGGAGGAAGAAGAAGAGCGAGAAGUUCAAGCAGACCUCAGCAGCUCUGGAGAGGGAGAUGUCGGCGAGACAGAGCCGGGAGGAGCUGAUCAAACGAGGAGUGCUGAAGGAGAUCUUUGAGAAAGACUCGAGGAUGGCUGUAGUGAAGCAGGAGGUGAGGCUGGAAAACGGCCUGUGUGCGACGCCCAACCCUUUAGAGAGCAGCCGAGCGACAGAGCUGCUCCUGCAGGGACUGACAGACGGCCACGGAGCGGCUCCUAUUGAAUUCCGGGCCUCCAUGGAAGGCAGCGUUUGUCCUCAGGACCCCUCCCUGAAGUCGUCCCUGGUUCUGCCUGCUAAGAAAUCAGUGGUUUUUCCAGGUGAGGUUCAGGAGAACCCUGCGAAAGCCGUGCUCUUCCACAAGCAGCCGCCCGCUCUGCCACCGAAGCCUUUUACCCGGCAGCUGAACCACAGCAUAGAGCCAUGUCAGACCCUGAAGCUGCCCUGCGUUCAGGGGAAACACUCUCCUCCUCUUCCUCCUAAGAAAGUGAUGAUCUGCGUGCCAUCCGGAGGCCUGGAGCUGCCCGUCUCCUCCCCGAGCCCUCUCGCCACCUACCCCGGGAAGUGCACUCCCAUAAUGCACCACGGCAGCCUGGGGGGGCAUCACGGACACCCGCACCAGCUGCAGUACGGCAGCGUGCCCAGCCGCAUCAUCGAGGAGCUCAACAAGACGCUGGCGCUGUCCAUGCAGAGGCUCGAGAGGUCCGUCUGGGGCUCAUGCAGUUCUGCAUUGCAUUCUGGGCAGUGUGGUCUUUUGGAGAGCAGGCCGGUACCCACGGUGGUGAUCGACUGUGAGGACGAUAAGGAGAACAUGCCCAGUGAGUCAGACUACGAGGACUUGCCCAGCAUGUACAAGGACGACCUGGAGGAAGAAGACGAGGAGGACGAUGAAGAGGACGACGACUCGCUAUUCACAAAUACUUUAGCCCUGAAGGUGUUGAGGAAAGACUCGCUGGCUAUAAAGCUGAGUAACAGGCCAUCUAAAAGGGAGCUGGAGGAGAAGAACAUCCUGCCCAUGCAGACGGACGAGGAGAGGCUCGAGUCCAGACAGCAGAUCGGCUCCAAACUCACACGGAGACUGAGCCAAAGACCCACAGCAGAGGAACUGGAGCAGCGAAACAUCUUGAAACCACGGAAUGAACAGGAGGAGCUGGAGGAGAAGAGGGAAAUCAAACGGAGACUUACGCGCAAGCUCAGCCAAAGGCCCACGGUGGAGGAACUGCGGCAGGCCAAGAUCCUGAUCCGCUUCAGCGAUUAUGUAGAAGUAGCCGACGCUCAGGACUACGACCGGCGGGCUGAUAAACCCUGGACACGCCUCACUGCUGCAGACAAGGCUGCCAUACGGAAGGAGCUCAACGAUUACAAGAGCACGGAGAUGGAAGUGCAUGAAUCCAGUCGCCAUUUAACCAGGUUUCACAGGCCGUAGACGAGCGCGUAGACGAGCGCGUGGACGGGACCGGAGUGCUCGUGCUGCACCUCGUUCACUCCGAACCACAAGUGCUCGUCAAAUCGAUGGUGCACGAAAUCACACUAAAAGCCAAGUCCUUGAGAGGGAGGGGGCAAAAAUGUAUGCCUUUUACAAAACCCAGGACGUCGCCCCAAAACCUCACCAGCCUGAAAUUUUGCUGUAAGGAAAAAAAAACACACCGUGGUAGGAAAACGUGCGUGUUUUUGCCAUGAACAAGCCUGGAAACGGCUUUUCAUGCGUUGACACGUCUACUUCUUUUCUGAUUCACGUUUUUUUUGUUGUUUUUUCAUCCACACACUCCACUCGCUGUUCAUGUUUUCUCCCGGAUGGUCAGAAGAUGGCGCUGGAACCACACCGGCUCAGAUGGAAUGAUUUCAUGUGCAAUAUGUGAAUACGUGUUCUGAUCAUCGUUUCUCCGGCACCCUCUGCUGGCCAGCACCAUUCUACACACACACACAUACACACACACACACACACACACACACACACACACACACACACGCUCGCUCGCUCGCUCUCACACUGUACAGACUCUAUGGACCUCUGCAGCAAACUGUGAGCGGCGGAGCUCAGACGGCGCUUUGUGCUCUCGCCUCGUGUACAUGAUGUUUAUACCGGAUUAUUGAGUAGAAUAUUUUAAACGUGUAAAAUGCAUUAUUAUACAAAUAAGGAAUGGAAACCUUUAUUUAAAUAAGGAAGGGCUUGCUUGAGGGUUGGAGGAUGCAGAUAUGUAUAUGAUUAUAUAUGAACAGUAUCCAUUUUGUUUUUGCUGUUUGUGCGUCUGUUUGUUUUUAAAUAAUUAUUUAUAAUAUUUUUAUUUAAUUAUAAGGCUGCCUUUUUUUUCUUUUUUCUGGUUUUUCGUUUUUUUUAUUAAUUUAAUUUUUUUUUUUUUCCUCGAAGGAAACUAGCUCAACCCAAAUCUCAGUUUGAAGCCCAGGGAUUUUUACUAAAUUAUUUAUUACUGUUACGUUUUUAUACGUGCAUUUUUUUUGUUUUUUUUUUGGCCAAUGGAAACACACACAUCUGCUUCUAGGAUUAUGGGAUUGUAGAGUCACGUACGUGCACUAGAUACGAAAUAUUAUCUCACAUUUAACCUGAUUUUACUUUCAUUUCUAAAGCUGAUCAGACUGAGCAAUAUUUUUUAAUGCCUGUGGGGAAAUGUCAUGAUACGCCUGUUCGAUAUCUGCAGUAAUCUUGUGUUUUUUUUUUUGUUUUUUUUUAAACAUCGCUGUAACUUGUAGAAUGGACUAAACCACUUUGAAGGCCAAUAUUCUAUGUGUUACUUUUUUAUCAUUUCUAUAACUUGGAACGUUUUAUCUGAAAUCUAAUGAUAGUAUAUGAUAGUUUUUGGGUUUUUUUCAGGAUGUUAAUUGCAGUCGUACAUAUAAAAUGCAUGAACACUGACGCGAAUGCCACAUUUCCAUCAAAUCCACACCAUCAGGUCAGGAAUAAUCAGAAACCGUCGUCUUUUCCCCCUUGAUCUAACACGGAUGUGAGUUUUGUAGAUUGCGUAGUCGUGACGCACGGGCGACUCGUCACUCCUCUCCAAACCUCUCUGAUUUACUCUUGAAAGGUGAAGCCAUGAAUUAUGUCCCAGUCUCUUUAGCAUAUUAUUAGCAUCACUUUAGCUACAUUAACCACGGACCCCAUUCAGGACCGUCGCAUUUCUACAGCAGCGACACGACAUGGUGAUUUAGUGAAUUACUGAGGGGUUUUUUUUGGUUUUUUCCCUUUUUUUUUUUUUUUUGAGAGAGAUUCCGUAUAUCCUCGUCAUCUUCAUCAUCACUGAUUGUCACGAGAAAAUGACUGCACUCAUGAUUUUCUACGAAUGUUUCUAUGAAAAUUGUAUAAAACUGAAAAAAGAGUCGUAUGUAGAGACAAAAAUGGCAGAAAAUUCAGCACGUAUAAUUUCACACGUUUAUACGCUUAUAAGGAACAUUGAUUUUUAACGGAAGGUCACUGCAGGUUAAACACAACAACCCUGAACUGGAUAUACAUAUAUAGUUGAGUGCAAAAGUUUGUGCACCCCCUCCCCCAUCCUAUUGGUUAAAAAUAUACAGGGGAAAAUUAUAUAUAUAUAUAUAUAUAUAUAUAAAAUCACUGCAUCUAUACUGAUGCCGCAGAAAGAACCCUCUAAGUUUCCUAAAGAAAUCCACUUAUUAACUUUAUCCAUUUUUGUUACAAAAAAAUAUGAUUUAAUCACGUGGAAGGUGUACACUUUUAGGAGAAAAGGUUCUGUCUACUGCCCUAAAGGGUUCGAUGGCUUGUCCAAAAGACAGGCAAGUGGAAAAAAUCUUGAAUACAGUCAUAUUUAUCUACUGUUUCCUAUUAGAAGAUUAUAAUAAACCAAAUAUGUGAUUAUUAAACCUAUUUCUAGACAUUUUACUAAUUUCAGGUGUGAAAGUCUUGUUCUUUUUGCAGUAGAAUAUCAUUUAAAGCUUGAAAUGUGUAAAAGCAUCUUGAAUCUUCUAUCUGAUUCAAUAAUUUAAUAAAUAAUAUUAGAUAAAUCUGCCCAUAUUCAAGAUAUUUUUCAUUUUGCAGUGUAGCCUACAGAAUAAUUUUGCCCCCGAGCUCGAGUUUUGCACGUUCUCCCUGCGUUCUUGUGGGUUUCCUCGAGGUUCUUCUGAACCGUGCAGGUAGGCAGAUACCCUGGCAUUCCAUCAAUUCUCCUACCUCGCUCCCAGCGUUCCCGGGAUUGGCUCCGGAUCCACACGACCCAGCGCGUACUAAAGAUGAGUGAAUAAGAUCCAAGUUGAACUCAUCCAGGAAGAUAAGAACUCUUAACUGUCCAAAGAACUCUGGAGGAAGCUAAAAAAGUUUCUCAUGUUAAAUUAAAAGCUCGCGUGCUUAGGGUGGGUUCCUCACGGGUUCCUUGGAAGCUUAAUGGUUCACUUUGGAGAAAGAGAAACCUUCUGUUGUAGGUUUAGGCUUCCUAGAACUUUGAAGGGACAAAGCAAACAGCUCUUGAGGGUGCUAGACGUUUUUAAAACAUUUUUUCAGAGUGAAAACUAUUUUUGAUUCUUUAGAUUUUUGUUUAUUGAUUCAUUAGAUUUAUUUACUGAUUAGUGAUACUCCUGAUGUUGAUGUUCAUGAUUUGAGCCACCAAAUUUCAGUCGAGCUGACAACCUAUCAGAUUCCUUCACAGUGCAAAGCAGUGUGUAACACGGCCCAUGACUGUGUUUGUACCAAAAAAAAAAAAAAAAUCCAAAUUUGGCCAUAAAAGUAAACAUCUUUUGUCACCUCGUCACAUUAAAACCCCCGAGUGGACCUGUUGGAAUGUGAAUUCAGCAAUAAAAGUGUUUUUUAUUUUGCUUUAUUCCCCCUUGUGUGUGUGUGUGUGUGUGUGUGUGUGUGUGUGUGUGUGUGAGUGUGUGUGAGAGAGAGAGAGAGAGAGAGAGAGAGAGAGAGAAAGAGAGAAAGAGAAAACUCUGGGAGACGUUUCCAGCUUCCAGUGUGCUAAAGACUGCUUUAUCUUCAUUAAAUAAAUCACG
Messenger RNA from Pangasianodon hypophthalmus (striped catfish), 5671 nucleotides. RefSeq names its product phosphatase and actin regulator 1. Gene Ontology annotation, biological process: cell motility; stress fiber assembly. The transcript is spliced from 13 exons. The coding region runs from base 237 to 2138 and encodes 633 amino acids. Gene Ontology annotation, molecular function: actin binding. Lineage: Eukaryota; Metazoa; Chordata; Actinopteri; Siluriformes; Pangasiidae. The record is from RefSeq and is a predicted model, not a curated record.